This is a messenger RNA of Notolabrus celidotus (New Zealand spotty), 2942 nucleotides long. RefSeq lists its product as uncharacterized. The record is from RefSeq and is a predicted model, not a curated record. Bases 297 to 2942 code for a protein of 881 amino acids. Lineage: Eukaryota; Metazoa; Chordata; Actinopteri; Labriformes; Labridae. The transcript has 10 exons.
UUCCUCGGACACAAAGUAACCCUGGCUCUGCUGCUGCCACCACUUCCCAAUCUCCAUCUUCAUACAACCCUCCAUCUCCUCACCAUUCCCCAUCACCUCGCCAUUCCCCAUCUCCUCACCAUUCCCCAUCUCCUCACCAUUCCCCAUCUCCUCACCAUUCCCCAUCUCCUCACCAUCCCCCAUCUCCUCGCCCUCGUACCCCUGUGUGCCCAUCCCCAUCUGACUUUUUCCUAGCUCCACCACCAGCUGUGAAAAGACCAGCCCCAGUUCUCCCCGUGCCAGUGCAUGUGGCUGAGAUGGACCCUCAGGACCCCCUUCAGCCACAGUCUUCUGGGGCACUCCCACUCUUGUGGCCAGAGACCCUCCCUGUGCAAGAUCACAAGUGGGUGUCUGCAGCUCUUUUUAAGGUUGGAGCAAGUGGAAAGCUGGAGCUGCGUGACUCCCUACAGCUUUGGUACAAUCCUCCACCACCAGCCCUGUUGUACCACCAGGCUCCCACCCCUGACCGUUUCUUCUCCCACCGUCUCUUCCUGUGGAUGCCAUAUAGGCUGUGGAAGGUGCGGUUUGUUUGUACCAACCCUAGCUGUACAAGACAUCCACUAGCUGGGGGUGGCUUGCACAGGAGAGUCAGGAAGGUGCUAGACAUAGACUGCUUCUAUGUCCUUGCUACAGAGACACUGAUCUGCAGCAAGUGCAGAAGCAGCUAUGUCUCUACUGGUCAAAACAUCCUCCAGCAACUUGACCUGGCCCACCGAUCCGAGUUCAGGGUCAUCCUUACACGCAAGUACGCCUGUGACAUACGUGUCAUUCGCCUCAUGCGUGAACGAACACUUGGAAAUGGGCCUGCACGAAUCGUCAGACAGCUGAAGGAAAACCACAGUGAGGAGUGGCUCCAGCAUGUAGGCAGAUACACCUCUGAGUGUGUUGCCUUCAUGUCCAACCCUAGCCUGCUGCCACACAAUUUCCAGGAGCCCCCACAGCCAGAAGUUAUCCCCAGCUACAAAUGGAUCCUGACUGUUUACAGCCACGAUAUCCUCAACAGGCUCGAGGAUAUCAAUGCUCAUAUCACCAGCACAUACGGAUCCAUUUUGAAGCUGGACUCAACUAAAAAGAUCACUAAGAAGCUGACAGGGCCUGCUAAAGGCACGGCACAAUGGCUGACGUCAGUGGGAAAUGAGGUGGGCCAGGUCCUCAUCAGCGUCCUGACGGCAAAUGAAGGUCCUGGAUUGGACCAGAUGGCUGCAGGCUUGAUACAGAGGUAUCAGAAGGCAGGUGUGGCUCCCCCCAUUGCUUUGUAUGUGGACUGUGGCUGCUGCAAAGAAGGGGGUGAGACAAAACUGAAGAUGCGCUUCAGUGGGUGGCCAGAUCUCAUUGUUCGCCUUGAUAUCUGGCACUUUAUGCGGCGGCUGGCAGUAGGCUGCACCACAGACGCCCAUCAACUGUAUCCCACUUUUAUGGCCCGCAUGUCAGCAUGCAUUUUUGAGUGGGAUGCAGGGGAUGUGGCUCUGCUACGAAGGGCCAAGAAGGAGCAGCUGAUGCAGCAGAACUGGCCUGCACUUUCUGAGAGGGAGCUGGACCGCCACAUAACCAAGGCAGAGCUGGCCUUGCACUGUAGGAGGAGGACCAGAGGAGAGGCAAAAACUAUUCUCCUCCUUGAUCAGCUUCUGUGGGAGCUCAUGAGUGACAAGGGGAAGGAUGCACUCGGUGUUCCCCUGUUUAACAUCCAGAGGAUGCAGCACAUCUGGAAAACCCAGAAGCGGCAUGUGACAUGCAUUCAGGAUCCCCAAGAUGUGUCACUUUACACCGAAACAGGAACUGUGUCGAAGGGAGGUGUCGAACUAAAAAAAUACAGAUGUGCGAGGGGCUCCACAUCCCUGGAAUCCUUCCAUUGCCACCUCGUACGAUUCGUUCCAGGAAACAGCGCCAAUGCUUUGAAUUUUCAAAUUUACCUCCUGGAUGGCCUGCACCGCUGGAACCAGAACCGUGCUGCUGAAGCUAUUGCAACUGAACCAUCUCCGCUGCAUAGUUACACAGGAGAGUUGGUUCAUUGCUUCAACAGCCAGUACGAGCAAGUGUUUGGCAGGAAACUGGAUCCUACCUUUGUGCCACCUGCUAAAUACACAGGGGAGCUGAUUGGUUUGCAGUAUUUGCUGCAGCAAAACAAUGAGCCACUGCAAAACAUGCAGAGCAGUUGCGUGGAGACCUCCGAGCAGCUGGAGGACCUGGAUGUGGAAGAGCAAGGGGAAGAUGAUGAGGGAUUCAUUGAGGAAGUGGGCCAAGAAGCCACUGUGGCAGAACUGGUGGUAUGCGAGGAGGUUCAGCCACCCAGUACCUCUCCUACCCCCAGCACUUCCUUGACAUCCACUCCUGAUCCACAUGCCCCUACCCAAGCUGUGGAUGCAAACAGCCUGCCUGGGAUGGAUAGAGUGGAUGCUCUUGCUGAGUACCUGGUGGAGCUCCGCCAUCAGACAGGUCUCACUCUGACCAAUCAGCAGGCCUACACCAUCGUCAGUCUGUGGCAGAAUCUCACAGAUUUUGAUAAGCAGCGGGUGGUGUAUGCAGCUCGACACCAAGAGAGGCUGUUGACUGGUCGCUUCAGAACCCCAAAACAGCAGUCGGGUUUUACCCCUGGAGUGGAUAGCACAAAGAGGUGUGUCAUUGGCUCAAAAGGCUCCCCUGCACAGUGGCCAAGCUGCUGCAGACUCAUUGAGACCAUCUUUGUCAGGCUUUGUGACAUCCAUAGAAGCCCCAAAAAGAAGGAGAAGGAAAGCCUGUCAAGAUGGUCUCUUAUCCUGCAGGACUACAGGAAAAUUAGGCAGCUGCUGCUUGGCAACGGAGUGGUGAUGGAGCAGACUACUCUUCAACCUGUUGAGACUGCAGCCCCUGUUUCCCGUUCAGCAUCACCAUCCCGAUCAGCUGCAUACAUAUGUGUUGCCAGCUAA